AUGGCUAAACAUAUGGAGUACAAAAUCUUAAAUCUUUACAAAACUAGACAAUAUGAUAAAUGUCUUAAAUUAUGCGACAUAGCCCUGCAAGAGAAGACUGAUAGAAUGUUAGAGUACAUACGAAUGCGUGCUAUGACUAUUCAGGCGAAAAUAGCUGGUAAUGGGUAUGAAGAAGUGAAUUACUAUCCUCAACAGAACGAACUCACGUCUACCACAGUUGCCAAAACACCAAGACCGGGGACAUCAUUUCAGAGAAAUAUUAAAACUGCUCAAGGUGAUGCUAACCUAAAUCCAAGGACAUAUACCCAAAGAGCUACAGUAAAUACAUCCCGAACUCGAACAGCCCGAUCAGUUCUUAAUACUGCAUCAAGGGCUUCUAGAGCUGCUACGGCAAUUGCUGGAGGAACUACGUUCACAUUAGAUGCUCCUGUCACUCUAAGAUUUCUUAACAAGGAUGACAAAUUGUUUCUAUCCGCUGCUAAGACUUUAUUUGAAUAUAUUUAUUAUUGUGAAGGGGACGUGAGAAAGGCCAUGGAGGUUGCAUUUCAAGCGCAAAAAAUGGAUGAUACAAAUGAUUGGUGGUGGAAGUUUUCUCUUGCCCGCUGUUAUGAGACACUUGGGAUGUAUAGGAACGUGGAAGAAUGUUUAAGAUUGGCGUUGAAACAGAUAAAACAUAUUUCAAUAUAUCUAAGAUUGAUUGCUAUGUACGUUGGUCUCCAACAACCACUUUCAGCUCUUGACGUUUGCAAACAGGGCUUAUCCGUGUUUCACGAGUAUACUCCACUCUUACUGGAACAAGCACGAAUACAUGAGAACAUGGGCAAUAGUGCUGUAGCUGUCAAGUACUACAGAAUAGUUGCAACGGAAGACCCCACUAACAUGGAGGCAAUAGCUAAUAUCGCUAUGUACAAUUUUUAUAAUGACCAGCCCGAAAUUGCUUUAAGAUAUUACAGGAGACUACUAGCAACAACACCAGUUGGUCCCGAAAUUUACAAUAAUCUUGGGCUGUGUUGUCUAUACUGCAAUCAGUGGGAUCUGAUAAUACCUUGUUUUAGACAGGCUUUAUAUUAUUUUACUAAUCCAGAGUCCCGAUCUAGUAUAUGGUUUAAUCUGGCCCACGUUGCUUUGUCUACUGGGGACUUGACUCUCGCUCGACGAUGUCUGCUGGCCAGUCUCGCUAUAUCGGAACAUGGAGCUUCUAGGAGAGCUCUGUGUGCCUUAGAUAAGCGAAUCAGAGCAUUAAAAUCCAGAGUAGACUAA
Danaus chrysippus (African queen) is the source of this 1260-nucleotide messenger RNA. NCBI's taxonomy places the organism in Eukaryota, Metazoa, Arthropoda, Insecta, Lepidoptera, Nymphalidae. The record is from the annotation of a GenBank genome assembly.